CCAUUUGAGAGAUCUUCAUCGACGGAACACUUCAGAAAUGUUUGGAGGAAGAACAUUUUUCAUGAUGCAGUUCCAGUACCAUGGAUGUUUUUGGAGGGUUAGGGCAGAAGCAUCAUUGUUGUUGAAGUUUUUUUUUUAAUAAUUAUGGCGGUCGUAACCCUAAAUCCCGGCCUAGUGGUGCGAUUGCAGGAGCUUCAACCUGGUUCAUCGUUCGUCCUCCCGAAUCAGUCUUUGCGUGUGGUGGGAUCCCUUCAGAGCUUUGACUCAACUUCCGGUAUUGCCGUCCUAGUUGAUGCGGGUGCUUCUCUCCGACUCGACCUCGAGCACUUGCGGGAGCUCCCGCUUCGCGUAGGGUCAUUAUUUGAGUUCAUCGGCGAAUUGGAAGUGGACACCACUCAACAGCUCACGCUGAAGGCUAGAGUGGGGCGGAACGUGGAUGGAAUGGACAUGAAGCUUUUCGAUAAGGUUUUGCAACUUCGGCGUAGGUUUGAGAAGGAUUAUAAACACAAUUGAUGCCGUGAAGAAAUCCACGCAUUUCAGUUUUUUCCUAUGCCUGUGGAACGAACUAUCGUUAUGCAGAUAGCUGAAUAUUCAGUUGUAAAUACUCUGGACUACGGUGGGGUUACUAAUUCUUGUUGCAACAUGAAGCAAACUCCUCCAUAAUAUAGCAGCACUUCUCUGGCUACGUGUAGACUCUGCUAACUGCGUAUAUUAUUUAAAUUCUGGCUCCUCUCUCAGAAUUACUGCAAUUUCUUUAA
This is a messenger RNA of Physcomitrium patens, 758 nucleotides long. Its product is annotated as CST complex subunit TEN1. NCBI's taxonomy places the organism in Eukaryota, Viridiplantae, Streptophyta, Bryopsida, Funariales, Funariaceae. The record is from RefSeq and is a predicted model, not a curated record. Gene Ontology annotation, biological process: negative regulation of telomere maintenance via telomerase. Gene Ontology annotation, cellular component: CST complex. Gene Ontology annotation, molecular function: single-stranded DNA binding; telomerase inhibitor activity; telomeric repeat DNA binding.